Molecule: messenger RNA, 1476 nt
Organism: Tympanuchus pallidicinctus (lesser prairie-chicken)
Lineage: Eukaryota; Metazoa; Chordata; Aves; Galliformes; Phasianidae
Product: coiled-coil domain-containing protein 60-like
Exons: 7
Coding region: 327-923 (198 amino acids)
Source: RefSeq, a predicted model, not a curated record
CUGUGAAAAAAGACGUGCAGGAAAGACUGCAGAGAGAAGUGGCUGAGGUUACUGCUAAUGAGAGCUCUGUCAAUCUAAAGUCUGAUCUGCUGGAAUCAGUGAAAAGGCUCACCUCACCUAGAGAAACAGGAAAGGAGCUGAAGACUCUUAGUAAAACUCUAGCUCACUUGAGGCAUCAUAUAAGUAUUGUGAAGCAGGGUGGAGAAUAUUUUCAUAUCCUUCACCAAGAGUCACUGGAGCAGAAGAAAGCAUUGAAAGCAGAAAAGUCUCAGGUAACGAGAUGGAGAACUGACUUCCAGCCAUGCAAAUAUUCUUCUGAGGUAGAGAUGUCAGAUGAAGAAAUGAACACUUCCUCUCCAAUAGAAGGCAGCCACCCAAAAAAAUCAGGGAAGAAGAAAAAAAAGAUGACCUUACGGUCUUAUGCUCCCAUUUAUAGCAGUGUCCUGAUUCCAAGACCCUCUGAAGCACGAAGUGAAUGUUUUUUCCGCCAGCUGUGUGCCAUACAUUGGCUUUUGGAAGCUCUGACUCUUGAAUCCAGCAGUUCAAUGCAUUCUAUAUUAUCCUGCUGGAAUCUAACGGACCCUGGUGGCUUUAAAAAAUCAGUGAAGGAAAUCGAAGAGGAAAAGUUUGCAACAUACAUGUGGGAGCUCUUUGUUACGAACACAAAGAAAUACAUGCGGAAAGCGCGGCGCAUCCCGUUCAGGAGGCAGACAAACAAGGCAGCUGCUCCAGCCAGCUCUCAGCUUAGCAGUCAGUCAUCUCACGGUCAGACCCCUCUCAGCAGUGUAAAUUCUCUUGUGCUUUGCUCUGAAGACGUCAACCCGAGCAGAGCUUUGGCCAGUGUUACCAGUGUGUCAAUGCAAACUAAAGAACAACAACUUUCCCCCUGUAAGUACCUUUUCUUGGCUGCCAAUAUCAAGUAGGCUUACUUUCAGUAUCACUAAGGAGUGCUUCAAAGACACUGCUAGACAUGCCUGUGUAAAAGUGUACAUCCUCUUCAGGUGUAGGAAACUUCAUACAUGUCUCUCUGCCCUUACCAGUCACAAAUUGUUUAAAGAUGGCAUAACCCCAUGUGAAUAUUAAGAGAUUUUAGUUAUAUCAGCUGUAUAAUCAGACUGUUGUUCACAUCCAUAAUGUCCAAUAGGAGGUAAAAGCAUUGAAACUGUUCUCUGGCAUAAUCAACUGAUGCUCUGAACAUACAUCUAUUUAAUGGAGGGCUUUGUUAUUCUGUGCUCCUCCAUUAGUGACUGCCUGCACUUGAUAGACACGGCAGAACAGUUUGCAAUGCAUUUCACUAUAUAGCAAGGCAAUCUUUAGCCUUUCCCUUCUUCUACUUCAAGGCCAGAAAAGCAAAUUAGUAUUUAUCAUAGAAUCACAGAAUGGCCUGAAUGGGUUGAAAAGGACCACAGUGAUCAUCCAGUUUCAAACUCCCUGCUAUGUGCAGGGUCUCCAACCAUCAGAGCCACAUCCAGCCUG